UGGAGAGAGCGGUGCUGGAAAAACCGAGAGUACAAAGCUAUUGUUGCAGCAUAUAAUGAACUUAUGCAAAGGCAACUCACAGCUGGAGCAGCAGAUCCUUCAGGUAAAUCCUUUGCUUGAAGCUUUUGGCAAUGCCCAGACUGUGAUGAAUGACAACAGCAGCCGCUUCGGAAAAUACAUACAGCUGCGUUUCCAGAAAAAUACAGUGCAAGGUGCAAAGCUGAGUGAGUACCUGUUAGAGAAGUCACGGGUAGUGCAACAAGAUACUGGGGAGAGGAAUUUCCAUAUCUUCUACUACAUGUUUGCUGGACUGUCUUCAGAGGAAAAGGAGAUGUAUGGACUGUUGGAUCCUACACUCUACAGGUACAUAAGUGGACGAUUUGGUACACAGGAUGUAGCUCAGCGCUGGAAACGCAAAUACCAAGAGGUGUGCAAUGCCCUUGACAUGGUGGGCUUCCAAGAACAGGAGCAAGUGGACAUGCAGGCUAUCUUGGCUGGUGUGUUGUCUCUGGGCAAUGUGACCUUUGAGUCUGAGGAGACCAAUGGUUCAGUAAAAGUGCGUGAAGCCUCCCAGGGAUGGCUGAAGGCUGCAGCGGGUCAGUUCGGAGUCCAAGAAGAUGAACUAUUAAAAUGCCUGAUUUGUACAAUGUCGGUGACCCGAGGUGAGCAGAUUCAGCGUUUUCACACCCAGCAGCAGGCAGAAGAUGCUCGGGACUCCAUUGCAAAGGUAGCGUACAGCCGAGUAUUUGACUGGAUCGUUUGCAAGAUCAAUGAGCUGCUGGCCGAGAACGUGGAUCCUGAGGUGGAAUUGAGGGAGAUAGGUAUCUUGGAUAUAUUUGGGUUUGAAAACUUUGCAGUGAAUCGUUUCGAACAGCUUUGCAUAAACUUGGCCAAUGAACAGCUGCAGCACUUCUUCAACCAUCACAUUUUCCAGCUGGAGCAAGCUGCCUAUAAGGAGGAAGAGCUGCCUUGGGAGACUAUCACAUUCAAAAAUAAUGAACCUAUUCUGAAUCUGCUACUGGCUAAGCCACUUGGGCUCCUGUCUCUUCUGGAUGAGCAGAGUGCGUUCCCUCAGGCAACUGAUAAGACAUUUGUGGAUAAACUAAACAGCAGCUUCAAGGGGAAUUUGCACUUCCAGCAAGGCCGAGGCUGUGUCUUGGGCUUCAGCAUCAUUCACUAUGCUGGGAAAGUGCAAUAUACUGCUGGGGGCUUUCUAGAGAAGAACAGAGACACCUUGCCAGCCAACGUCCGCGGGCUCUUCAUCAACAGCAUCACCCCCUUGCUCAGUGUGCUGUUCACAGCUACUAUCUCCAGGACAGGGACACUGAUGCCUCAUGUGAAAGCCAAGGUCAUACCAACAGCAGACGACAAGUUCAACAGCACACGAAAACAAUCUGCUGGAGCGCAGUUCCGGCAUUCCCUGAUGGUGCUCAUGGAGAGGAUGUACUCUGCCAACCCUCACUUCGUGCGCUGUAUAAAGCCCAACAGCCAGAAGGAGCCAGGUGUGGUGGACAGCCAGGUGGUCCUACAGCAGAAAGAAACUCCCAUCCAGUCCCCAUGCCACGGAAGAGGCGCCCUCAGCCCUGUCCCCAUCCUCCUGUCCACACCUUUCGAUAACUUCUUGGACCCUUCUGCGCCUCGCCCUGUUCUGGGGACAGAGGAACACACUGGUGAAAAUGCAAAAAUGCAGAAACUCAAGAGAGGAGCAACUCUCCGCUGGUUCAAAGAGACGCAGGCCCAGAAGGUCAUGCAGGAUGAUGGGGCCUUUCCAAGCUGGCUGCAUGGGAUGAUCAGUCGGAGGGAAGCUGAAAACUUGCUGAUUGACAAGCCUUUGGGUUGCUUCCUUAUUCGAAUCAGCCAGAGCCGACCAGGCUACACCCUGACAUACCGAGGUGAAGGCCGCUGCAGACACUAUAUGAUCCAGAUGCAGCCCAACGCACGCUAUGUCAUCCUGGGAGAAGACCGGGCUCACGCCUCACUUACCGAACUGGUUCGCUAUCACCAGACUGUGGGCAUCCAGCCUUUCAUGGAGAAACUGACUGUUCCCUGUGGGCAGAAAAGUGAGUGUUUGGAUUACAAAGAUCUGGAGUGCCUCACACUGAGCCUGCCAACAGCCG
Molecule: messenger RNA, 2117 nt
Organism: Apaloderma vittatum (bar-tailed trogon)
Lineage: Eukaryota; Metazoa; Chordata; Aves; Trogoniformes; Trogonidae
Product: unconventional myosin-VIIa-like
Exons: 20
Cellular component (GO): myosin complex
Molecular function (GO): ATP binding; cytoskeletal motor activity
Source: RefSeq, a predicted model, not a curated record